CCAUCAAACCCCUAUUAUUUUAAUGGCCACUUCACUCACACUCUCGAGUCCAAACACAGAUAACCCAACAACAAAACCCAUGGGAGACGAAGCUAAACCAGCCAUGGAGUUUGUGAAGAGCAACAAAGGGAAGAAACCUAAUGGGAAAGCCCCGUGCCCAAAGAAACAGCCACAAAGAGGCAUGGGAGUUGCCCAACUCGAACGUUUAAGGAAAAUGAAUGAAACGAGAACCACAACGGGAAUAACCCAGUUCCCUUGUGAAACUAGAGGAGCAGCUGGGAAUGUUCCCGUGCUUCACGGUAUAGUUCGCUAUGGUGUUCCCAUGGUGAUCAAUGGUGGAAGUGGGGGGUUAUGGGGUUCGGGAAGUGAAACAGAUGGUUUGAUGAUGCAAAGGGUUGUUGGAAAUGGAGGAUUUGGUGGGUUUAAUGGUCAGGUUUUGGUGGGAAAUCCGGGUAAUUUGCAGGUCGGUUGCGGUGUUGUGGAGGCUUCUAAAGAGCUCUCUUCAAUGCCAAAGUUUCAGCAUUGUAAACCUGAUCGUUGUGAUAGUUGCUUUAAGAAGAAGCGUUGCAAUGGAGAAACGGGAGGGAUAUUAAACCAAUAUGGACAAAUUUUCCCCAGAAAAGAAGUUGAUUUUCACGGAAGGAACCUGGAAAACAAUCAAAAUUACACCAAUGAAGAGAUGAAUGGAUUCAGUGCAAGAGCUGCAAGGAGUGCUUAUACCUAUGCAGCAGCAACAGGAGGCCAAAUGAACAACAUCAAUGAGUCUGUGGAUUUGUUGGCUAUUCACAAGAAGGGAAACUCAGUUGGCACUGGAAGUUAUGUGAUGGAGUACGAAUUUUUCCCAGAGAAAAAUGGCAGGAACACGGCUUUCAAAGAAUGGGAACUUCCAAAAGAAGCUUCUUUGUCUCUGGGAGGUGAAGCUUCUCAUGCUAAUGCUUCUAAUUGUGUUGAUUUGUCACUCAAGCUUUCUUAUUAGAAGCAUAUAUAUACAGGGAAAUUGUCUGUUUGGUUUUACUGUUACAUUGAUUUGGAGGUGU
Molecule: messenger RNA, 1037 nt
Organism: Hibiscus syriacus
Lineage: Eukaryota; Viridiplantae; Streptophyta; Magnoliopsida; Malvales; Malvaceae
Product: protein SPOROCYTELESS
Exons: 3
Coding region: 23-976 (317 amino acids)
Molecular function (GO): DNA-binding transcription factor activity
Source: RefSeq, a predicted model, not a curated record